This is a messenger RNA of Cetraspora pellucida, 2025 nucleotides long. The record is from the annotation of a GenBank genome assembly. Lineage: Eukaryota; Fungi; Glomeromycota; Glomeromycetes; Diversisporales; Gigasporaceae.
AUGAUUAUUAAAAAAGAAGACCUUCAAGAACUUGACUCAAUUUAUAAUUUAGAUGGUGUAUCACUUGCACCAGCUAUAAUCAAUGUUCAAAAUGAUGAAAUUGUACACCAACGAAUCUUACUAUUAUAUGGGCGGGCUGGUCCUAGAGAUUUAGCAUAUCAUUCGAACAUCACUGUUGAGCAUAAUGCUGAUAAUUUUCCUUCUACUACAUGGCCAAUUUUUAACUCUCAUUUUAAGUGCCUUGUUCAUCUUGAUCCAGGACCAAAUAAUAUCCGGUUCACUUUUGAUCCUGAUUCAUUUUCACCAGGAAUGAGUCCUUUGUCAACUGUUAUCACAAUAAACUACAUACCAAUGCUACAAAAUCCUCCGUUGCAUUUGGCUAUACUUGUUGCAAAAGACUCGAAAUGUGUUAUUGAUGCCUCACCAGAGAAGGUUAUCCCCAGAGAUAAUAACUUGGAUACCGUUAAGGCAAAAUUUAGGUGUGCUGCUUAUCUAUGGCAAGCUUUUACCGCUGAACAAAUGUAUCGUAACGGAUUUGAGAGGAGAGUUUUUCGGAUAGAAGAAGAAUGGCAGCAAGAUACACUUUCUAACCAAGAAUCAAGCUUACGUCAAACGGCAAAGAUUCACAUAGUUCGUACACAAUAUACAUUAGAAGAGUUAUUAGAUCCAGAUCGUGCACAACAAUAUAAACCACCACCCGGUACACCACCUACCACAAAGAAGGAUUUAUAUUCCAUUUUUAUGGAGGCUUUAAAUGAGUAUGGUGCACCUUUUGACAAGCAAUGUUAUGUAGCCGGAUUAAUACUCGACUCUCACUGGGAUCCUAAAAUGAAACUAAUUCGAGGACAUGCUGCUUUAGGUGGUGGUGCCUCGAACAUUCGUCUUGGAAUUUUUGGUAGUCAUAUGACACAUGCCUGGCCAAGAUAUUUGGAAGAAGUCGUGGAUUGUUUUCAAGAUGAGACACAAACCGAUGAAAAUAUUUUGGCAAAUGAUAACAAUGAGUCUGGUACUUGGUGGAGGUGUUGUAAUAUUGGAAUUGGUGCGAUGUUGCAUGAAGUUGGACAUGCUUUGACUUGUCCACAUUCACCUUCAGGCAUUAUGAUGCGAGGAUUUAACAAUCUUAAUCGUACUUUUACUGUUAAAGAACCCAACAACAUUCAACCAAUAACACCAUCAGACGAGAGUGGUGCACACUGGCACAGAUGCGAUACAAUUAGAUUCCGAUAUCAUCCUUGUUUCCGUAUUCCUUCUGACCCUCCAAAAUCCAUUGCGCAUAAGGAUUUGAGUCCAGACUUUUGGCCCUUGGAUAAUUCUUUUCUUAUAUGCUGCUACUCUGGAGUUUCCUUAGCGGAGGUUCAUGUAAAUGGAAGUUACGUAUAUCAUGUUGAAUUUCUUGAUGAAAGAAUUCAUGGAGAUGACGUUGAGUUGAAUUUGCAAGAUAUCAUGAACCGUGUUAGUUGGAAGCAUGGUGAUGAAAUUACAGUUCAUGUUAUAGAGAACACUUUACAAAAUGUACAAUCAUUCCUAAAUGAUAGUCGUAUUGUACUACCAACAUAUGGGGAAGUAUUGAAAAGUGCAAGGUUAGGAAGGAAUAAAGGACAGGGGUACCAAGCUAUUUUCAGUAAUCCACAAUCUUCUUUCCCCAAGUCAUCCUCAUCUUCAAUUUAUUCAUUUUUAUCAAGUAAAUCAUAUUUAUCUCAAAUAAUCAUAAGAGCUGGUGCUAUUGUUGACUCAAUUACGUUUAUUUGGUCUGAUAAUACGGCGAUAGUGAUAGGUGGGAAUGGAGGCGAUGAGCAUGAAUUUACAUUGGAUGAAGAUGAGAAAAUUAUAGGACUGAAUGUUAGAUCUGGAUGGUAUAUUGAUGGAAUUGAAAUUAAAACUAAUAAAAAGAGUAGUGGGUGGAUUGGUGGACUUGGUGGAUCAAUGCAUCUUUUGCAUGUGCCUAAAGAUCACGAAAUGAUUGGAAUUUAUGGAAGUGGCGAAUCCUAUAUCAACUCUUUGGGUAUAAUUUAUAAAAAAUUGUAA